This is a messenger RNA of Daldinia vernicosa, 2449 nucleotides long. RefSeq names its product MFS general substrate transporter. The transcript has 3 exons. Bases 471 to 2075 code for a protein of 534 amino acids. Lineage: Eukaryota; Fungi; Ascomycota; Sordariomycetes; Xylariales; Hypoxylaceae. Gene Ontology annotation, biological process: transmembrane transport. Gene Ontology annotation, molecular function: transmembrane transporter activity. The record is from RefSeq and is a predicted model, not a curated record.
AAAAAACAUUAUUAGUGCAUCUCCACAUUUUCCUCUUGCAACCUCCGAUUCAUAGUAUAUUUCUCUGAUGCGGUCCUCCUUGUUCUUCUCUGCCAACCCUACCCUACUACAUCUUUUUUUUUCAUGCAGCAACUGCACAUGCAAGCUCCUUUCAUUUAUCAUCUCCUCACAUUAUCACAUUGUUUCUAGACGUGUGUGUGUGCCAACGAAAAUUCGCUAUUGUUACCCUCCUCUGUCGGUUUUACAACGUCUAGUGGCGUAGAUUAAAAAAGAAGAGAAAAAAAGAGAGAGAUAAAAAGAGAUCGUGAAGAAAGCUUCUCGCGAAAGUAGCAUUUCUGGUGGAAAUAGAAGGCAUUGCCUGCCGCCACAUCACUUGACGCUUGUCCUCUUGUUCUAGCAUCUACCAGCUCAAGAUUAAGUGCCAAGUGUUGUGUCAGCUAGCCGUAAGAUCGAUACCAAGUCGCGAAGCAAUGGUCCUAACAAAGCAGAGAUCACCUCGAAAUCCCGAUGACUUCCCGACUGUUCAGCUAUUUCUGUUAGCUAUUGUUCGUCUAGCCGAGCCUAUUGCCCUCACCUCCAUAUUUCCGUAUGCCUGGGCCUUAGUCAAGCGGUUUAAAAUCGGUAACGAGCAAGAUGCCUCGUUUUAUGCCGGUCUUCUUAUAUCCUCAUUCGCCCUUGCCGAGGCGUUGAUGGGCAUGUAUUGGGGCGGAUUGUCUGAUAGAAUCGGUCGAAAACCUGUCCUCCUUGUAGGAUGCAUCGGAACUAUGUUCAGCAUGGUUAUGGUAGGAUUUGCCACCAACCUAUGGAUUGCCUUGAUCGGUCGAGCACUCGGCGGACUUCUGAAUGGAAACAUCGCAGUUAUCCAGACCAUGGUUGGCGAACUAGUCACCAAACCUGAACACGAGCCUCGCGCUUAUUCCGUGAUGCCAUUUGUCUGGUCCAUUGGAACAAUCAUUGGGCCAGCAAUCGGAGGAAUGCUAGCAGACCCCCAUGAGUCUUGGCCCGAUACGUUCCCGAAAGGCACUCUAUUCGCAAACUUCCCCUAUCUCCUUCCCAAUCUCUGUUGUGCUGCUCUUCUAAUGAUUAGCAUUUGCUUGGGAUAUUUCUUGCUCGAGGAAACGCACCCUGAUAUGGUCCCACGGGUUAUGCUACCCGAUGACACCUAUGUUUCUGACGAGACUCCCCUCAUAGAGACCUCGGAUGCGAUUAAGCAACCAGCUGUCGAUCUGCGCUCUGAGACGUACGGAACUUUCCGGGGCAGGGAAAGCGGCGAGUUCAACCGCGAUACGAUUUCCUCCAAAGUGCCAGAAAAGAAGGGCGACUUCACCAUCUUCACUAAGCGCAUCAUGGCUCUAGUCAUUGCGCUCUCCAUCUUUACCUAUCACUCGAUGACUUACGAUCAUCUCCUCCCCAUAUUCUUUGAGGACGAUAAAAUUCCCAUCAACCAUGCUCCAGAAGAGGGUUUCUUCUCUAAAUAUAACCCCCUUUACUCACCCGGUGGCUUGGGCUUAUCUAUGCAGUCCGUUGGGUUUGUAAUGGCGGUCAACGGAGCUAUUGCGCUCUUCGUUCAAGUUUUCGUCUUCCCCAUAGCCGCCGAGAAGAUCGGCGUCUUCAGGCUCUUUAUUAUUGUUACCGUCCUCCACCCGAUUGCCUACGUCAUUGUCCCUGCCCUGGUCCAUGUGCCAGACUCGCUCCUAUACCCUGGGAUUUACUUUUGCCUGACCGUCAGAAACAUCUUCUCUAUCAUCUUGUACCCUCUACUCCUCAUCCUUAUUAAGGACGCCACUCCUAGCUCGUCCGUACUUGGCAAAGUGAAUGGCCUCGCAGCUAGCGCUGGAGCUGCUUGCCGUAUGAUAGCCCCGCCUGUGGCUGGCUAUCUCUACUCGAUUGGGUCGCAGAUUGACUGCACUGGUCUCGCAUGGUAUGGCAGUGCUCUUGUUGCUGUAAUUGGUGCUUUUCAAUGUUUUGCAGUUAAGCGAGAACGAAACGAUGCCGUUUCGGAGGAGACUGGAACGAUGACCAAAGGGCAUCGUGUUAUUGUGACGACUACAGAGACAAAUAAUAACGAGCUGUGAGCCUUUCAGCAAGCAUACCUAGGUAUCUUUGGAUAUUCAGCUACAAGCCAUGUAGCACUGACUAUCCCUCUACACGACGACUUUUGAUGAUUUAUGACCUAUUUUGGGUAUAUAUAUAUACGACCACGAAAUGGAUCAACGAAAAUGGAGUUACUUGGAUGAUUAGCUUGGCGUUUAAGGCAUGGUCCGGGAAAGGGAAUCUAAAAAAAGGGUUGGCUUGGGUAUGACGAUAUCAUCCGACGCGCGUAUGGAUAGAAAUGGCUUAUACUAGGUCCCGGUUCGUUUUUGCCUUAUUCAGCGUGGAUCGUCUUAGGGUUUGGUGUCUGCAUAUCUUAACGAUCUCUAAAAUAAUAAUAUAAUGACUUUGAUUUGGA